UUAUAUGUUUAUGAGCAGCCAGAACCAUUCAAUUUCGAGUACGAAGUGAAGGACGCUGCCAGUGGAAACGACUACGGACACAAGGCGUCGAGCGACGGAACCCGUGUGACAGGCACCUACCACGUGCUGCUGCCUGACGGACGCAACCAGAUCGUAGACUACACGGCCGACGAGUCUGGUUACAACGCUCAGGUCAAAUACGAAGGCGAGGCCAAUGCCAACGGAGGUUACCCAUCUGGUCCCAGCAAUGGAGGUUACCCAUCAGGCCCCAGCAACGGAGGCGGCUACCCCAGCAACGUCAAUGGCGGCGGAUAUCCUUCAGCAGGACCUGGAGGAUUUCCAUCAGCAGGAUUCCCCUCGGCGCCUGGCGGCGGAUCCAACGGCUAUCCUUCGGGAGGACCUCCCAGCUCAUCAUACCUACCUCCUGGAAAAUAGACUAUGGGUAUAAUAGAAAUGAAUAACAACACAAACGUUGAGAUCAGUGAAAAUCAGAUCAUCAACAAUACGACAACGGUACCCUACUGAGAAUUGUUUAAACAAUGUGAAUUGAUUUGAACUUUUAAAACUUUGAAAUGACUCUCAGUCAGCAUUAUACAAUACGUUGUUUUUUGCAUUUCCCAGCUCAAGUGUUUCUAUUCAGAGACCUUGUACAUUUCUUAUUUUCAUAAAUUAAUUUUGAACGCUUGAACGAGAUGGAGUAAACUUUGUAUGGAAAAUGGAUUAACAGUUAAACAUAUAACGAGAGUAUUCAGUUUUUUCAAAAUCAUUCUAUUCAAAAGAAACCUGCUAAGGGAGUGAAUUUUGUAAUAAGUUGGAAAUGUUUUCGAAUUGCUGUUUUCAUCAUAAUGCUAUCUCAAUCGAUGUCAAUACCCAACUUUUACAACUCUGUAAAUUAUUCAUUCCUUUAGACAAAAUAAGAGACGAGUGCCAGUAUAGAAAUAAUUUGCCAUAUUAUCCUAUAUUUUAUAUCGAUAGAAAUUGUGUAUUUACAAAUGAUAAGCUAGCAAUAAACAAUCAAUUAUUUGGUUCUUCUACUUUGUAAUAUAGUUUCCAACAAUAAAAAGCAUAUUUUUAUCGAUUGAAA
Nilaparvata lugens (brown planthopper) is the source of this 1084-nucleotide messenger RNA. Its product is annotated as pro-resilin-like. Gene Ontology annotation, cellular component: extracellular matrix. The record is from RefSeq and is a predicted model, not a curated record. The transcript has a single exon. The annotation marks the transcript as partial. NCBI's taxonomy places the organism in Eukaryota, Metazoa, Arthropoda, Insecta, Hemiptera, Delphacidae.